AUGCCGGGCUUAGAGCUUCAUCUGCAUAUAAACUACGUCACAAGAGGGGACGCAUACCUGGUUGCUGUUGGAUCGCACCCUCUACUCGGUGGAGGCGAUGUGUCGCGAGCUCUGCCACUGCAUCCGAUCGGUGAGGGAAACUGGCACGCUUCCGUGUGCUUCGACCGAGAUCGUGACCUGGUGCUUGAGGAUGCUUCUACGCCCGUGAGCAUCGACUAUAAGUACGUUGUCGUAUCUGGAAGUGGAGCGGCGGACUCGCAACGCAUGGAGGCGACGCAGGCGAUUCGCUCUGUGCUCGUUGACGAGACGCUGUUCCAGCAGGCCGGCACCGGCGUCGUACACCUCUACUGUUACGACUCUUGGCGUGUCGCACAAAGCUCCGUAUUUGCAACUUCUGCUUUUGUGGAUGUGAUUUUUCGAAAGUUGAACGUGCCCAAAACGACUUCCUGGUUGCAACUGGAUACUGCAGCGGCGGCACGCAUGCGCUGGGCACACCAGGAACCGACGUCUACGCAAGCGGUCAUUCGAGUUCGCUUCGUGUCCUAUGUACCUCGUUUGGAAGCUGGUCAUCAGGUGUUUGUGACGGGAUCUCCCGAAGCGCUCGGCGCCUGGAAUCCCAUGAAACAGAUUCCCAUGUUCCCGAUCGGCUCGUGUCUCUACGCAAGCAUGGUCUCGAUUCCGGUUGCAGCGAUUCCCUUUGAAUACCGUUACGUGAUCGCGAAAGAUCAGGAGCCACCGAACUUGAUCUGCGCUGAGCAGGGCUCGAAUCGCACGCUUCGAAUACCGCAGCGUUGUCCGGAAACGCGCUUCAUUCAUGUCGAUGACGUUUUCCGGUACGCGACCGUGUGGAAGGGCGCGGGUGUCGCGAUCCCGCUGAUCUCGUUGCGCUCGCGUCAUUCCGCAGGCGCAGGUGAUUUCGGCGACCUGAAGCUCUUCAUCGACUGGGUUGCUGCUGCGUCCCUGAAACUUGUACAGCUUCUGCCAAUUCAUGAUACCGGCGAGGAGCCUUCGCCUUACUCGGCACUUUCUGUCCACGCGAUACAUCCGAUUUAUAUGAACCUGAAGUGGCUUCUGGAUGCGAUGACGACGAUCAGCCCUGCGAAUAGGGCAAAGCUACAGCAAGAGCUGGUGAAAGAUGGAGAACGCCUGAACGCGAAUUAUGAGGUGGCGUAUCCGGAGGUAUUGGAAAUGAAGUUACGUUUUCUCGAGAUGGUUUAUGAAUCCAGCGGUGGUAGCGCCUGUUUACAGAACCCAGACUUUGACGUAUGGUUCAAAGAAAACACUAGCUGGUUGACCUCGUAUGCGCUCUACAAGGUUCUUCGGGAGAAGCACGCACCCGCUGGAGGCAUGAAGCGGCUCCCGUCCGAUAAGUGGCCCGAGCGCGGCAACGACCAGUCCCUCGUGGCUGCGCUGACCAGUCCGUCUUCGCCUGCAUAUGAUCGCGUCCAGCUGAUUUAUUUCAUUCAGUAUCACCUGCAUCUUCAACUCAAAAGUGUCUCGGACUACGCCAAGAUGCGUGGAGUUAUCCUUAAGGGCGAUCUUCCGAUCGGUGUAACUCGGGACUCGGCGGACACCUGGCAACAUCCGGAGUAUUUCCGUAUGGAUCGCUCGAUCGGAGCUCCAGCGCUCGAUAUGUCAUCCGCGCAGAACUGGGACUUUCCAGUGUAUCGUUGGGAUGAGAUGGAGCGUGAUGGUUACCGAUGGUGGCGCCAGCGCCUGCAACACAUGUCACAGUAUUUUCAGGCUUUCCGUAUCGACCACGUGCUCGGUCUGUUUCGAGCCUGGUCCAUUCCGUGUCACAAUUAUUCGGGGCUCUUGGGGCGUUUUGAACCAUCCAGUCCCAUACACCGGCACGAGAUCAGGUCGAUCCUCUCGGAAUAUUACCGCUUGUGCACACCGCAUCUGCGUCGCUGGUUGAUCGAUGAGCGUUUCGGCGCCGAAUCGCAGCGGAUCGUGGACACGUUCUUCGAUGUACACGAAGGCGGCCAUGUGUUGACCUUCAAAAAGCACCUCGCUACGGACGAUGCCAUCGCGCGCUAUCUGCUCAUCGCGGGCGAGGAUCGCACCGCUUGGCACGCGCUACCGGCUGCGGAGCAGCAGGCACGUUUGCGCACCUUUCGAGUUCUUCAGUCGCUGAUAGCGAACCAGUGUCUCAUUCACGACGAUGGUGCCGGUCCCGAUGCCUUCUUUCCGACCUGCCAUAUGAAAUCGACGCCGUCGUAUCAGCGCUUUGCGAACAAGGAACUCCUAGAUCAAGUCUGGGAGCAGUACUUCUUUCGCCGGCAGAACUGGCGUGCGUGUGGGCUGCGAAACCUGCGCGCGCUCCAGUCCUCGGCGAAUAUGAUGAUUUGCGCCGAGGACCUCGGCAUGGUGCCACCCGAGGUCUAUGCGGUUCUCGAAGAGCUCGGGAUAUUGGGCCUGCGUAUCCAACGCUGGCCUGGUAUCGGCAAGUUUGGCGCCCCAGCUGCCUACACGUACCUUACCGUAGCUUCGACAAGCUGCCACGAUUGCAGUACGGUGCGCGCGUGGUGGCAAGAGGAUCGGGGUCGAGCGCACGAAAUGUUUUGGUCAUUCUUUGGUGAACAGGGCGGUUCCCCGCCCUGGGACUGCACCGAAUGGAUGAGUCAGAAGAUUGUGGAGCAGCAUCUCGGCGCGGGAUCGAUGUGGACUAUUCUCCCGCUGCAGGACUACACGGAUUGUUGGCGUUCUCUCCGAAGCGCUGAUCCCCGGAAGGAUCAAAUCAAUUAUCCAGGUCGCAGUUAUGAAGAGGGCAGCUGGCGAUGGCGCAUGCCAUAUUUCAUUGAAACCUUACUGGAAGCUCGCGACUUUACCCAAUGGAUCGCGGAUUGUGUGCAUCGUUGCAGACGCAAUUGCACGUAUUGA
Cyanidioschyzon merolae strain 10D is the source of this 2883-nucleotide messenger RNA. Its product is annotated as 4-alpha-glucanotransferase. The transcript has a single exon. Lineage: Eukaryota; Rhodophyta; Bangiophyceae; Cyanidiales; Cyanidiaceae. Bases 1 to 2883 code for a protein of 960 amino acids. The record is from RefSeq and is a predicted model, not a curated record. Gene Ontology annotation, biological process: carbohydrate metabolic process. Gene Ontology annotation, molecular function: 4-alpha-glucanotransferase activity; starch binding.